ACGUACGUACGUAAUACUAUUACUACGACGAGUGGAGAAGCCGUCAGAAUUAGUUGCGGAUCUUUGGUCACUGCUGGCGCUGCAUGCAUAGCCUGAUAGCAUGCAGAGUUGGAUCCAGGUUGAUCUUCAAAUUCUAUAAUUGGGAAAAUGCAUGAGCAACGCCCUAGCACUAAGUAGCAGUGAUGGAUGCUCAUCAACAGAACCUUGAACAGGUUGCUGGGCCCUGCGAACACUUGACUGCAGCCAGUCCUGUGGAUGACAUUGACUCCAUUUGUAGCGAGUUGGAGCAUGUUGAAUUGACUGAAGAAGAGACAGCAUCACUGCUCAGUGAUGCACUAGAGCUGAACAAGAGACUCAAGGAGGAGUUGAGGAGGCAGGAGCUGGAAGAAAGGAAGGGGAGGGAUGGGAUGAGGAAUUCAAAGCGCAGACCAGCUAACGAUGUAGGUAGGAGAGGGGAUGCUGUCAGUGCAUCACUACCACCCAUCAAUCCAAAGAAAGGACUGUCCGUCACACAGCGACGCAUCUACAAUUCAGUUGAGAUUGGAGGAGGGUCUCAGAAGAUGAAGACCAGCAAAACAUCUAGUGCAAUGCAGAGGAAGACCCACAGUGCUGAUGGUAGUCAGCGACUGUCGUCAUCAUUGGGUCAUUCCAGGUCAAGAGGAACACAGUCAGCUGAGUCCAAACAAAGACCUGAAUGGAACGACAGAUUUUCAUUCUAAAUGAACAUGACAGAAGUGAGGUGUGUUUGGAGUUCUUUGCGUAUUUAUCUGUAUUUGGUUGGCUUUUAGGGGAUAUGUUGUUUGAUUCUGUGGACAGUAAUGUCAUAUGCCCUUCAAACAGUUCAUUAUUAGCUUAUGACAGUGGAUGUCACUACAGCUUUGUAAUAUGAAUGUGAUUUUUACAAGAAAUGAUGAGUUGCACUUAAUAAGGCUUAAUUGAAGAGGAGUUCAGCAGCAUUGCUAAGGAAGUUCAGAUGUGUUGAACGCAUCUUAAAUUUGGUGAAAUUGAUCCUGGGGCGAGUUAAGACGAGUUACUCUUCCUAAAUCAGGCUCAUACAAAUCAGGCUGCUUUAAUAUAAACUACUUUUGUGUGCGUGUGGGUGGGGGGGGGGGGGGGGGGAUGAGUUUACUCCUAUGUGGAUCACUUGCAGUGCUUUUGUGUACAUGUAUGAUACACAUUCACAUUGUGGACGUUGAACAAUAGAGCACAAUAGGG
Patiria miniata (bat star) is the source of this 1215-nucleotide messenger RNA. RefSeq lists its product as uncharacterized. The record is from RefSeq and is a predicted model, not a curated record. NCBI's taxonomy places the organism in Eukaryota, Metazoa, Echinodermata, Asteroidea, Valvatida, Asterinidae. The transcript is spliced from 3 exons. The coding region runs from base 183 to 719 and encodes 178 amino acids.